UGGAUACAUUUCGCGGAGGCCCAAACGUUACCCGACCCACGACUGAGGCGGAAACCAUCGGUCUCCAGUCGUUUUAGUUUUAGGGUUAUGUUGCCGGUAAAUAGCAAAAGCUGAAUUUCGUCGGGCUGGUGAUCGCGAUUCCGCGAAAGAAAAAAUGGCGGCCUGCUGUCUGCUUAAGCGUCGUGGUUCGAAAGCUCCGAGGAGGGAACUGGGAGCCGGCGGCUGGGGACCGGUCUACAGCCAUUGGACUCAGCGGUGUUCCUAGGGUUACUUCCCGCCGAGUCCCGGCGUCGCAGGUUUCACCGGCGAUUCCCAAGAUAUUUCAACCCUCCAUUAUCUCGUUACGUCUGCUUCUGCUGGUGUGCUGCGUCGUGCUGGUGAUACUGUGUUGUACAGCUCUCAAGGCAUUAACCCUGACUACUAUUAUUUUCACCACUAUAUCAAGGAAAGAAUUGAGCCUUGGGCCUUUGAGGGUUCUGACAGUGAUCGUUGGGUUCGCAAGCUUCUCAACAGCCGGUUUGACGGCUUUGCUGAUGAUGACCAUCCUCCCUGAACCUGUGCUUCCAGUUGGUGAACCGGGCACGAAGAUUCCUUGUGCUGCUUGGCAGAAGGUUUUUGACAAGUGUGUGAAGAGACAUGAGAAUGCAGUAGCUGGCAAGUGCGAGUACCUGAGGUGCAAGUUGUACGAGUGUCGUACCACACAGAAUUGA
Linum tenue is the source of this 710-nucleotide messenger RNA. NCBI's taxonomy places the organism in Eukaryota, Viridiplantae, Streptophyta, Magnoliopsida, Malpighiales, Linaceae. The record is from the annotation of a GenBank genome assembly.